AUGCCAAUUUUUCAGGCAGUGCCUUGGACAACAGCAACUUUGGAGGUCCCAGUUGCCAGGGCCUGGGACCUAAGCGUGGAAGAGCCCUUCCGGAACCCGGCGGAAGUGGGACUACUGAAGGAAGUUGGCGUCUUAGUCCAGGCCUGCUUCACCAUGUCCAAGGUUUCCUUUAAGAUCACGCUGACGUCGGACCCGCGGCUGCCCUACAAAGUACUCAGUGUUCCUGAAAGUACACCUUUCAUAGCAGUCUUAAAGUUUGCAGCAGAAGAGUUUAAAGUUUCUGCAGCCACAAGUGCAAUUAUUACCAAUGAUGGAAUAGGAAUAAAUCCUGCACAUACUGCUGGAAAUGUUUUCCUAAAGCAUGGUUCAGAACUGCGAAUUAUUCCUAGAGAUCGUGUUGGAAGUUGUUAA
Messenger RNA from Pipistrellus nathusii (Nathusius's pipistrelle), 411 nucleotides. NCBI's taxonomy places the organism in Eukaryota, Metazoa, Chordata, Mammalia, Chiroptera, Vespertilionidae. The record is from the annotation of a GenBank genome assembly.